This is a messenger RNA of Lodderomyces jiufengensis, 1524 nucleotides long. RefSeq names its product Pho8p (gene PHO8). NCBI's taxonomy places the organism in Eukaryota, Fungi, Ascomycota, Pichiomycetes, Serinales, Debaryomycetaceae. Gene Ontology annotation, molecular function: alkaline phosphatase activity. Gene Ontology annotation, biological process: dephosphorylation. Bases 1 to 1524 code for a protein of 507 amino acids. The transcript has a single exon. The record is from RefSeq and is a predicted model, not a curated record. Gene Ontology annotation, cellular component: fungal-type vacuole membrane.
AUGGCUUUUAUCUUUCCAAAAAUUAUAAAUUUAUCUGCUUUAGCUUUAGCUGUUUAUUUUUACUUAUUUGCAGAAAUUAUUGCUGCACCAGUCGAUAAUUCAGUUCCAAAAAAGAAAAAUAUUAUAUUUUUAGUUGGUGAUGGUUUAGGUCCAAGUGGUGUUACAUUAGCUAGACAAUAUAGACAAUAUAGUGAAGAAUUACCAUAUAAUGAUUAUUUAGAAUUAGAUAAACAUUAUAUUGGGACUCAAGGUCAUAGAUCAAAUAGUUCAUUAAUUACUGAUUCUGCUGCUGCUGGUACUGCUUUAGCUACUGGUAAAAAGACUUAUAAUAGAGGUAUAAGUGUUGAUGUUAAUGGCAGAGCUCUUGGUGCAGUUGGUGAAGCUUUGAAAUUAAAAGGUUAUACUACUGGUUUAGUUGUUACAACUUCAGUUGCUGAUGCUACUCCAGCUGUUUGGUUCUCACAUGCCAAAAACAGAGCUGAUCAAGAUAUUCUUGUUGAACAAUUAGUUGGUGAAACUCAUCCUUUGGGACAUAUUCCUGAGUUAAUUAUUGGUGGUGGUAGAGGUUGGUUCUACGGUCAAAAUGAAGGUGGUUUGAGACCAGAUAAUAGAAGUAUUAUUGAUGAGGUUCAAACAAAUGGUACAUGGACUUAUAUUGACACCAGAGAACAAUUUGAUGCAUUAGAUGAUGGUAAAAAUGUUACUUUACCAUUAUUAGGUUUAUUUGCUGAAGAAGAUUAUCCAUAUAGAAUUGAUAGAGAAGAUUCAGAAUAUCCAAGUUUAGUUGAACAAGCAAGAGUUGCAAUUAACGCUUUGGCUGAAGCUACUAAAGAUUCAGAACAAGGGUUUUUCUUAUUAAUUGAAUCAUCUAGAAUUGAUCAUGCAGGUCAUUCAAAUGAUUCACCAGCCCAUAUUGCUGAAACUUUAGAAUAUGAUGAUACAAUUGCUGAAGUUUUAAAAUUUGUUAAAGAAACUGAUGUUGAUACUAUUGUUGUUGCUACUGCAGAUCAUGAAACUGGUGGAUUAGUUUUAAAAUCAACUCAACCAUCACAAUUUGCUAUAAUAGCUAAUGCUACUCAUUCUACUGAAUAUUUAACUGAAGAAUUAAUUGAUUUCCCAAAUAAAAACGAUACUCAAGCAUUAGAUGAAUAUAUUAGAGGAGAAAUUUUUACUAAUGGAUUAGGUUUAUAUAAUAUUACUGAUGAUGAAGUUUCAAGAAUUGCUAAAUUUGUUGCUAAUGGUACUUUAACAAUUGGUAAAGAAAGUGCUAUUGCAGUUGCUUUAAGUAAUUUAACUUCAUCAAGAGCUAAUAACAAAUGGGCUUCAACUGAUCAUACUUCUGUUGAUGUUGGUUUAUAUGCUUUUUCAAAUGCUGAUUAUUUACAACAAAAAGUUCAAAAUGUUAGAUCAGGUUUAGCUGGAUAUCAUGAAAAUACUGAUUUUAGUGUUUUUAUCAAAUCUAUUGCUGAUAUUGAUUUAGAUGAAGUAACUGAACAAAUUGCUGAUAUUAAAUUGGAACAUUAG